AUGUCUUACGGAUCUGUUGCCAGUGGAGGUGGCUUGGGGAGCCAUGAUCCUUUUGGGACUCCUUCAAGAGAAGGCUGUCAGCCCCUAGUAAUUGUAACUGUCCCUUGCUGUAGAUGUUGGACCGAAUAUGGAAUCUGCCAUUUCUCUUGCCCACCACCAGAGAGCGUUCCACAGGAGGUCUGAGUGGGGAAGGAGGGGGAAGGUGAUCUGGGGCCGGUUGGCACCACCAGAAGCCCAAGGGCCAGGAAGCGAGGGCCUGGAGUUUCUCCUGAAGGUAGUCAGGAGCUCACCUCACUGCCUGCCACUGGCACUGGCCGGAAGUCAGGAUCCAGCAUCACCUGGGCUAAGAAGAGGAAGCCCAACUUCUGCCCACAGGAGACAGAGGUGCUAUUAUCCAAGGUCAGUAAGCACCACCAGCUGCUGUUUGGCACAGGGCUGCUGAAGGCUGAGCCUACUUGCAGGUACUGUGUGUGGAGUCGCAUCCUGCAGUCAGUAAAUGCUCUGGGCUACUGCCACCGAGAUGUGGUGGACCUGAAGCAUAAAUGGCGGGACCUGCGUGCAGUUGUGCGGCGCAAGCUGGGUGACCUCCUCAAGACUGCCCCCAGUCAGGCCCUGACCCUCACACCUGUGGAGCAGGCAGUGGCCAAGACCUUCUCCUGCCAGGCCCUGCCCCCUGAGGGCCAUGGCCUCCAGCUGCCCAGAGCUGCUCCAGGUGAUCCCCAUCCUGUCUAGGAGCUAUGUCAGGCCAGCAUCUUUCGAAUCAACUCGGCAGUGACCUCCUUGGAAGAGAGCUUACAGUCUCUGGGAACACCGAAUGACACACAGGAGCUCCGGGACAGCCUGCACUCAGUGCAGCAGAAGACUAACAAAACCAUUAUGGCCAGUGCCAGUGCCAAGAAGCAGCUAUCGGAGCUCCUACAGGUCCCUAGCCCGCAGGAGCACCUGAAGCUGGACUGACUGAAAACUCAGUUCUUAGAAGCCAUCCAGCACUAUGGAAUGGUACAAAAGAAAAUUGCAGAAAAGUCCAGAGCUCUGCUUCCCAUGGCUCGGAGGGGCAGCCAGCAGAGCUUCCAGGCUCCUUUUGUGGAGCUGGCCAACAAUGAGAAGACCUCCAGUGGAGGUCAUAGCAGGUGGCAGGGCCAGGAGUAAGAGCCGCCUACGGACAUCACAGAGGAGAACCUGGAAGCCAUCCUUCAGGUGGAGAUGAGGCUGUGUGGUUGGACGCAGUGUAGUGGCUUUCUGGACGUGAACCAAGUCAUUGGGGACUGCUCCAUGGUGCCAGAGCAAGGAGAUUCCAUUGGUGAGUACCUGCUUGACUCUGGCCACCGGCCUUCGGGAGGUGCCUGGUGGAGCCACCUGGACAUGGGCAGGUGGGCCUUGGAGGAGCCUAGGCGCACAGGCACAUCCCCUUGUCCCAAAGGUGCCAGCCUCACUCAUCCUGGCUUGUUCCUUGCUGCCAUUGCCCAGGGGUCCAACAGCAAGAAGGCCCCAAGCAGGCCAAGCUCCAGCUCUGCGAUGGCUGAGGCAGACCUGCUGCCAGGUUCCCACUCCCGCACCAAGACGCGCAAGGAGACAGAGGUGCUGGUGCAGAGAGUGGCCCGUCACUGUCCACUGCUGUGUGGGGCGCUGCGGGACAUGCCAGUGCGGAAGCACCGCGUGUGGAACAGGAUCCCACAGGCCGUGAACCGCUGGGCUACUGUCACCGGGACCUGA
Dipodomys spectabilis (banner-tailed kangaroo rat) is the source of this 1713-nucleotide messenger RNA. It is a transcript of the gene Tsnare1, whose product is annotated as t-SNARE domain containing 1. NCBI's taxonomy places the organism in Eukaryota, Metazoa, Chordata, Mammalia, Rodentia, Heteromyidae. Gene Ontology annotation, biological process: vesicle-mediated transport. Gene Ontology annotation, cellular component: nucleus; membrane. The record is from RefSeq and is a predicted model, not a curated record.